This is a messenger RNA of Trematosphaeria pertusa, 1313 nucleotides long. RefSeq names its product NAD(P)-binding protein. Lineage: Eukaryota; Fungi; Ascomycota; Dothideomycetes; Pleosporales; Trematosphaeriaceae. The coding region runs from base 102 to 1124 and encodes 340 amino acids. The transcript is spliced from 2 exons. The record is from RefSeq and is a predicted model, not a curated record.
ACCGGUGUGGCGUCACCUAUAACAGCGUCAACUCUGCAUAUGGGCCAGCUUACGCCCACAGACAUACUCUUUCAACUUGCAGAGUGCCCAAGAAGACAACCAUGACUGGACCAUAUGCCAAAGAUCAGCCCCAGGGCUUCACCAAUCGUGUCGAGAAGGUGGCCAUUGUCGGGGCCGGCGGCCACAUGGGAAAGCACUUGACGGCGCACUUGCUGAAGACGGGCAAGCACACCGUGACCGCCAUCGCACGCCCUAACAGCACUAGCAAGCUGCCCGACGGAGUCAAAGUCGCCCGCGUCGACUACAGCGGCGACGACAACACGGCGCUGGUCGAGGCUCUCCGAGGCCAGCAGGCUCUGAUCAUCACGAUGUCGGUAUCUGCUCCGCGCGACAGCGUCAGCAAGCUCGUGCGCGGCGCGGCCGCGGCCGGCGUGCCGUACGUGCUGCCCAACUGGUUUGGGCACGACGCGGCGAACGCGCAGCUGUGCGAAGACUCGCUGCUCGCGCACAUGGGCGACGCGAUCCGGGCCGAGAUCGCGAGCCUCGGCGUCAGCGCGUACCUGCAGCUAGUCUGCAACUUCUGGUACGAGUUCAGCCUGGGCGGCGGGCCAGAUCGCUUCGGCUUCGACUUCAACAAGCGCAGCUUCGUCGUGUUCGAUGACGGCAGGGUGCCCAUCAACACCAGCACCUGGCCGCAGUGCGGCCGCGCCGUCGCCGGUCUGCUGAGCCUGAAGGAGCUUCCGGACGACGAGAAGGACGCGUCGCCCACGCUGUCGCAGUUCCGCAACGGGUCCGUUUAUAUCUCGAGCUUCCGGCUCAGCCAGCUCGAUAUGUUUGAGAGCGUCAAGCGCGUCACUGGCACCACCGAUGCCGACUGGACCAUUACGCACGAGUCGGCCGAGCAGCGCUGGAGGGAUACGCACCCCGAGGUGCUGAAGGGCAACUUCGGCGCUUUCACCAAGAUGCUCUACAGCCGUAUGUUCUUCCCGAAUGGCGACGGCGACUAUCAGUCCCGCCGCGCUCUCGACAAUGAUCUUCUCGGCCUGCCGGUCGAAGACCUGGACGAGUGCACAGCCGUGGGCGUGCGCAUGGGAGAGAACAACGAGGUGCCGCACUCGCACUAAGGGCGGGAGGAAGACGGUAUUGCGGAACUGGCUGGCAACGUAUGGCUGCGGGAGAUAGCUCUAGCGACUUGUUAGUCCAAAGUCACAUGAAGAAAAUGCAUUUUGACGUAUCUUACUGUCCUCGGGCUUCCCUUCGCGUAGCAUUCUAGAAGAGUCUACACGUCUUCGAGGGCAAUGUGCAUAAGCCGU